Molecule: messenger RNA, 4743 nt
Organism: Trypanosoma conorhini
Lineage: Eukaryota; Euglenozoa; Kinetoplastea; Trypanosomatida; Trypanosomatidae
Exons: 1
Coding region: 1-4743 (1580 amino acids)
Source: RefSeq, a predicted model, not a curated record
AUGCACGACGAAGCGGCGAAACGUGUGCCACCCGGUGGGCGUCACGACACCUCUUCCGCCGCCUUCGUCGCAAGUGUCCGGAAACGUGUCGCCGCGGCUGUUCAUGAGCACCACACGCAUGUCCCGCAGGCCUGGCGUUGCCUCUCGGUGGGCUGCUUUGGUGAGGCGCAGCGCCUGAGCAGGGCGAGGAACGACAUCGUCUGCUUGGCAGCCGCACUCACGAUGUGCGGGAACACGGACAUGGCCCUGAAAAUGCUGGAGGCGUACAUCAUAGCAUCCUGCGUCUUGGCGCAUGAAGGACGUCUGCGCCCAAACUACCCCGCGGAGGAUUAUGUGUGGCGGCUGAACCAACUCAUCGUGGGCUGGAUGACCGGGCCAGCCGCGGCGGAGGAGGUGAUGGGGGCAAGCGCACAAGCACGGGAUGAGGAGGAGUACUACGCAGCCGUGUUAGACGCCGCUGCCUUUCUGGACUGGGACUCAAUUCACCGCUGGUUCAUCAUAGCCCUCUUUUUGCACGAGGGGGGCGAGUACAGGCCCCCAAACGUCUUGUGGUUCCACUUCUUCUUUGCACUCUUCACGAAGGGAAUCCCCGAGGCGGCGGUGGUGGACCAAGCUCAGCGUCCCGCCUGGCAGCGGCAGCGGCAGCGGCAGCGGCAGAAACUUGUGCCGGAGCAGUUUCGCCAGAAUGAGCUGGAGGACAUUCUGCUCUUGCAGUGUGAAGAGAGUGACGUUGACCUCAUCAAUGCCGUCACGGCGUGGAAGACGCGACGCUAUCGCAGUGCUAUUGCCGCUGCGACGCGGUUUCUCUCGGUUGAAGAGUCAAAUUUCAGGAUCAUGGAUGCAAACAUGCGGGUCAUGUCCCGCUUCCUGCGUUGCAUGUCUUUGAUUGAAAUUGGGGAGCGCACCAUUGCGGCGAAGGAUGCCCUGGAGCUCCUGAGGGAGGGAAACCACUUCGUCUCCACGGUGGGCGCCAGUAUUUCGGCCUUCCUCAUGCCACUUCCGCAGGCGGUGCAAAUGGUGACUUCGUACGAGGGGGAAGCGCAGCUGCGUGAAUACGUCUUUGUGUUAUGUGAGUAUGUGCAUGCCUUGACGCUUGUGCAGAUCGGGUGCGUGGAGGCCGCGCUGAAGGUGCUGCGCUGCGCCAUCCCCGCGGCAUCGAACUACGACGUGGGUGACUGGCUGCUGAAUCUGAUGGUUAUUGCUUGCACUGCCCUGGAGGAUUCCGCCACCCUGCUGAAGACGGCCUUGUCGCCCCAGCGACAACUAUACCUCUCGCUCUGUCCGGCGUUUUUUGGAGGUCUUGGCAGCGACGGCGCGAAGCUGCGGGCAAACACGCCUGCAGGUCGAUUAUUGUACCCAAGCCAUCUUCCGACGUGCGCCUCCGUGCGGCAAAUGUUGCCGUUUCACCUGAAUCGCGCCCAUCACUUUUUUGCGCGGGGCAAGUACAUUGAAGCGUGGGGCAAUGUCUGCUUGGCGGUGGGCUGUGCGGAGGAAAUCGUUGGCUCCGUGGAACUGGCCUUCACCGACUGCUCGCCACUAAAAACGUAUUACUUUGGCUGCCAUUUGGGGUUUGUGCUGCUGCAGACCGUUCUGGCGGUCAUGGCGCUCGGGGAUGGCGCCGCCUCACUGGGCUGCGACACCGACACCGCCCAGGCGCUCCUCGAGAAGGGCGCCACGCUCUGCGAGGAGGUGCUGCGCAAGUGUGAGGCGUGGUCGCGGCGGCUGCGGCAGUUUUACCCAAACGUCCGCCUAGGCAGGGUUGCACUCUCGCUGGACGCCACGAUGAGUCGUGCAGACAACUUCCUUAGCCGCGCUAUUUGCCUGGCGUGGCAGUACCCAAACUGCGGGGUGGCGCAAAACUGUCUGACGCUCGCCUUGUACGUCAGUCACCACAUCCCGGAGGCCGUCGACAACGCGGCCAAGGCGUUGCAGACUUUUCCUCACUCACGCGAGAUUAACACGGUCUACCGUCAGAUCAUGGCCAAGGACGGGGUCUACGUCUUCAACUACCGUACCUUGGUGCCUGUGCGCUACGCCCCCUGCUCCGGACGUCGCUGGACGAAGCGAAUGCUCGUUGUGAUGCUGCUGCUCGUCGUCAACUUCGUCAUCUUCACCCUCACGGUGGUCGUAAACUUUCCCGUGUGGGUUGCACCUUCCGAGGUGAUGAAGGAGUUCUCCGUGCGGCUGCAGCUUCCCUCCGUGUUUCCGCUCUACUACGCGGUGCUGAUUAUUGUGUACGCCGUGUCGGCCACCGUGUCACAGCAAAACCUGGUGCGAACAAUCAUGCUCAGUCUCUUCUUCCAGGACGCCCGGAUGAAUCGCUUUCUAUUUCCUAUGCGUGGGAUCGCCCUGGUGAACGCCUUCAAUGCGAUACAGCUCACCAUUGCCGGCAACAACUUCCUCUUUGAGUCCCACUGGUACACGUUCCUCCUCUACCUCCUGCUGGCCCUCUUCCUGGUGCCCUUCACCUCGCGGGUGUGGUUUCUCCCCUCCGUCGAUGAGCCGAAAGAUAGCGUGUGGAAGUGGCUGACGCUCCUCGCCGUCGACACCCUGUCGGCCCUGCUCCUGCUUGUGCCGCACAUUGCCCUCUUCGCCGUGGAGCCGAUCAUGUUUAUAGUAUUCUUCUUCUUUCUGCCGGCGCGACCGCCUGAUAAGGGGAACGUCAGCGGAAAUGUUCAGCGGCGUCUGCGGCGUCACAAGGCGUGUCGCAAGAAGUCCAUCUCCCCCUACAUUGAGGGGGGCCACUCGCAAUUCAUUCACGUCCGCCUUCUGUCUCUGCUGUACUACAAGACGCAUUCCGACCUCCGCACAAGACACCUGCUGGAGUACCAAAUUGACGAGGACAACUACCGCAUCUUUCCGCUAAUUGAGCUCUACGAUUGCAUCGCAACUGAACCCAUCGAUCGCCUAACGCAUGAAACGCAGGUGAAGGAACGCAGUCGACACGGUGUGCUGGAGUUUCUCUCCUCGCUUCGCAGGCCUUUUGUCCAUGAAGAUAGUGAUGCGGAGGAAAUGCAGGGUGACAUGGAAGAAUGCCUCUCCCAGGCUACGACGCAGGACUACAACUUUGACUUCCGAGGCCUCCUCGCCGGGAGUCCCAGAAGUAGGCCUGCCGCCGGUCACGGCUAUGCGGCGGGGAAGGCCACGGUGACAGCGGAGGAAGCGCGGGGGGCGCAUCUUAGCCCCGGAGACGCUCGCGGCUCCAACCCUGCGCGGCCCACCGCAACGAAGGAAGGCCAAGAACCUACGCUGCCGGGUGUCUUGGGGAAGGAGCGGCGAGCGGACACGAGGGGCGGGGAGGCGGAGCAGAAGCACAGAGCCUCGUCUAGCGGGAGGAUGCAACCUGCACCCAACUCCCAUCUGGACUACAACUCCGCAGGUGAUGCGAUGCCCACCAGGAAGAGUGGAGACAACAUGUUCGUGGCUCCUCCAGGUUGCGUAGGGAAGCAGGCGCCGCAAGAGGCGCCACUACGUGGAGAUGCAAAGGAGAGUAUGCCAAUUCGCGCGGACGCCUAUCGCGCUUCCACAGAGGCGCGUCCGAUUCAUGAUGUGAAAAGCUCCCCUCCUGACACCGAUGAAGACGACACGCCACGCGGAGAGCGCUCGAGGAGUGUCCCUGAAGCAAAAACCACGCCAGAAGUGCUGCGUCAUCGCCCGUCUGGGACUUCAGCGGCCGCUCGCGCCGAAUGCGUGUCUUCGGUGGACGAGUCGGAUGAGGCGUUGGGGUCCCAUGUAGACCCCGAGUUCGUCCCGUUGGAAGAGGAGUCGUUGCUCUGUGCACUUCGGGGGCUAUACCGGGCCCUGAACUCCCCUCUACUCGCGCAAGGCCCGCAUGUGUUGGAGGCCAAACAACUUCAAAAGCAAAAGCAUGUGGUGGAGGAGCGUUUGAGUGAGCUCUAUGAGCUCAACGCGUCCCACUGGGAGAUGAGGAGCUCCAGGUGUCUUGAACUCUGCUGCAAGGUCAUUUCCAAAGUGGUAGAGACCGGCGAUGACGAUUCCAAUCCGGUAGCCGCCGGGAAUGUGUCAUUGAUGAGGACCAUACUACACGUGCUCGACGCUCCAGAGAUAUUCGACACGAUCUUGCUUAAUGGACUUCCAGGGCUUUGCGUGGUUCACGGCUAUACCGUGAUGCUCUCUGUCAUUAUGUCACCCCGCUGUGUGCAGGUGAUGAAGUACAUCCACUGGGAUAGUUUGUUACGGUCGUUUAUGUGCGACCCCGCCCCGGCGGGCGUGGAGGCGCUGCGCAUUGUGCUGGACGCAUUCCACCGUGUCUCCUCGCCAGGCAUCAGAGGCAAAGUUGUCCCGCUGUUCCAGGGGGCCGUGGAGGCCGUACUCCGCUCACCGGCGUUAAACGCCCCAGCAACGGCGCUGGAUGGCCUCCUCUCCCGCCUCAAAAACGAGGGGAAUGUGAAGGUCGACUUUUGGCAGGUGGAAGGGGCGGGAGGGGACACGAUAUUUUCAAACGCCUGCGCGCUGGGGAAUGUGGCACUAGCUAAGGCGCUCUGGUCCCUGGGCCUCGUGCCGAACCCCAAUCGGGUGCAGAGUGACGGCACCAACGCCCUCAUGCAGGCGGUGCUGCAGGAUCGCAGGGACGUUGUGCGUUGGUUCUGCGGCUUGCCCCCCACUGCGACGGCGGAAAGCUUCACGUACCGGCACCCGCAGCGCGGCACAGUCCUUGACAUCGCCAAGGGUGGCGUCCUGCACUCGAUGCUGCGGGAGGCAAUGACCAGGCAAAAAAAGUAA